Cajanus cajan (pigeon pea) is the source of this 2240-nucleotide messenger RNA. RefSeq names its product aluminum-activated malate transporter 12. Lineage: Eukaryota; Viridiplantae; Streptophyta; Magnoliopsida; Fabales; Fabaceae. Gene Ontology annotation, biological process: malate transport. The record is from RefSeq and is a predicted model, not a curated record.
UUUGUUUAUAUAUAUGUAUGCUUCUGUUUAAUUCUCCAUUCAUUCCAUGCACCUGAGAAAGCUACCAAGUACCAACGUCCUUUUCUCUUUGUAAACCCAGUGGAGCUGGAAUUGUCUGUAUCCAGUUCAAAAAUUCCGUAUCAUCAAAGGAAACAAUAAGUUCCCCCCCUCUAUAUUUAACACUCUUCCAUCCUUGCCACCUUGUGCAUGCUUUUAAGCUAAACGUUGCAUAACUGAAACUUCUAUAUAAGGGUUAUCUUACUCAAAUUAUAUUAUUAUAGCUGGUUAUAUUCAAGGCUUGAAAGUUUCAAUGGCUGAAGCCAAUUACUAUGCAAGUAACAGAAGCACCACAAGCCAUUGGAUUUGGAAAGAUAUGAAUAGUGUUGGUGAGAAAGUGAAAAGAUAUUCAGGUUUGGCAUGGAGAACAGCACUGAAAGUGGGCAAAGAGGACCCAAGAAGGGUGGUCCAUUCAUUGAAAGUGGGCCUGGCUUUGACACUAGUUUCAUUGCUCUAUCUAAUAAAGCCGUUGUUUGAAGGGAUUGGACAAAACGCCAUGUCAGCUGUCCUCACUGUGGUUGUGGUCAUGGAGUUUACUGUUGGAGCAACAUUGGGCAAAGGACUAAACAGAGGGUUGGGGACUAUGCUGGCAGGAUCAUUGGCAUUUCUUGUUGAGUAUGUUGCAGACAUCCCUGGUCGGAUUUUUCAAGCUGUUUUCAUUGGUGCUGCAGUUUUUAUUUUAGGAGCUAUAACUACUUAUGUGAGGUUCAUUCCCCACAUCAAGAAGAAUUAUGACUAUGGUGUCUUGAUAUUUCUCUUGACUUUCAAUUUGAUAACUGUAUCAAGUUACCGAGUCAAUAAUGUGUGGGAAAUUGCAGAAGAUCGCAUAGCCACCAUUGCCAUAGGUGGUGGCCUAUGUCUUCUAAUGAGUCUAUUGGUAUUUCCAAAUUGGUCAGGGGAAGACCUCCAUAACUCCACCAUAUCAAAGCUCGAAGGCCUAGCCAACUCUAUAGAAGCUUGUGUCACGAGAUAUUUUAAUGAUUCUGAAAAUCAAGAAACUCAAGAUGAUUCAUCCGACGAUCUGAUUUACAAAGGUUACAAGAUUGUUUUGGAUUCCAAAGCUAAAGAUGAAACACUGGCAUUACAAGCAAGCUGGGAGCCAAGAUGGUCAAGACAUUGGCAUAGAAUCCCAUGGCAGAAGUAUACAACUGUUGGAACUGCUCUUCGCCAGUUUAGUUACACUGUUGUUGCACUACAUGGGUGUCUGCUAUCUGAAAUUCAGACACCAGGGUCGAUUAAAGCCCUAUACAAAGAGUCUUGCAUCAGUCUUGCGGAAGAAGUGUCUAAAGCACUAAGGGAACUGGCCAACAGCAUAAGGAACAAACGUCAAUUCUCCCCUCAAGUGCUGUCUGAUAACCUGAAUGAAGCUCUACAAAACCUCAACGAUGACUUGAAAUCCCAACCACAACUCUUUCUAGGCUCAAAGAAAAGUGGAACAGUUGCACACCCUGAAGAGGACACUAGAUUAUCAUUCUCAAGUGUCAGGAGUGAUUGUUCUUCCAUGUUUGAAUAUAAAUCCAAAGAGCUCUCUGGUGAAAUGCCAAUGGAAGGACACAAGAAGGUUUUAAAGCCGUUGCUGAGUAAGAUUGCAAUGGCUAGCCUUGAGUUCUCAGAAGCAUUGCCUUUUGCUGCUUUCACUUCUAUGCUUGUGGAGAUGGUGGCAAAGCUGGAUCGUGUUAUAGAUGAAGUUGAGGACUUGGCGAAGUUGUCACGCUUUAGAGAGUUCAGAGAUGAUGAUGAGAUUGUUGUGACUUGUGAGAGACCAAAAAUAGUGAACAAUGACUUGCCUUCUUAUGCAUUAGAUUAAUUAGUUGAUAGAUAAUCAAUCCACUUGGAUUGUUAUAGGAGUAUGAGCAUGUUUGGAUACAACUUAUAAGUAUUUUUUAGAACUUCUCUACUGAAAAUAAGAAAUAAUUUUCAGUUGAGAAAUUCUUAAAAGUACUUGUAAACUUGUAUUCAAACAUGUUUUAUAUAUAUAUGUAUUCUACUUAAGUGAUGUUUAUCAUCCCACUAGAAGUGUUAAGUAUUUGAGUGUCUGUGCGAGAAUAAGGCAUAUGUGGGGAGAGCAUGGCAGUUAUGUAGUUUUAAUAGGUCUUCUAAAAACAGAAAUGUAAUCAAAAGCUAAUAAUUCUCUGCUAUGAGACGUUUUAAUCGCAAUAUAUAGCAAUCUCAUGUUGAAAUUA